AGCUGCUAAAUUGAGAGAGCGAAUCUAUGAGUCUUCAAGUCGAAAUCAGCCUCCAAAAGUCUAUGGCUAGCGGUAGUUAAUUCAGUUCACAUUCCGUCGAGCUCAGAGAAGGCAAUAAAAAAGAUUCAGGCUACGCCUAUCUGCGAGACAAACAUCAUCAAAACUAAACACAGAAAUAUAAGUAAACAUACAUAUAUAUAUAGAGAAUUUAAAGUGAUCAUGGCUGCCAUCAUCAGUGGCCUGCAUUGCCUAUUACUAUUCUUGGCUUUAACAUCGGCCAAAACCGCAUCCGGAGCUGUAGAUGGUUCAGUGGAACGUAAUUUACUAGCUGCCGAUCUCUACAAUGCUGUGGGAGCCGAACAUCUCAAUGAGAAUGUAGUGAUUGCUUCAGCCGCCAUCCAAAGCUCCAUGGCCUUGGCUUUCUAUGGGGCUAAAGGUCAGACUGCCAGCGAAUUGCAGCAGGGUUUACAUUUGGGGGCCGGUAAUGCGGAGCAGGUGGCCCAACGUUUUGGCAGCUUCCAGCAAUCACUGACACGUGACAACAAUCUACGUCUGGCCAACAAUAUCUACAUAAACGAGAAUCUCGAAUACAAGGGCGCCUUCCGCGAUGUGGCGCAACGUCAAUUCGAUUCGAAUAUUGAUAAAUUGGACUUCCAUCCACCGUACAAUAAGCGCACAGCCGAUGGCAUCAAUAGGGCCAUAGCAACCAAGACAAAUGAAAAGAUCAAAGACAUAUUGAAUGCUGAUUUGCUCAAUGAUCGCACCGAGGGGGUCAUUGUGAAUGGUGUAUCGUAUGCGGGUGUCUGGCAAAAAUCAUUCAAAUUGGACAAGACCAAGAAGCGUUCCUUCACCACCGGCAAUGGUCAGUCGGUGCAAGUGGACACCAUGUGGACAUUGAAUAACUUUAACUAUGCCGAAGUCCGUAGCCUGGAUGCCAAGGUUUUGGAGUUGCCCUAUCAGAAUGCUGAAUUCUCAAUGCUCUUGCUGCUGCCCAAUCGCAAGGAUGGUCUCAGGGCCUUACAACAGAAUCUUGUGGGUAAAAAUUUAAUAGCCGAAAUAGGUGAGAUGACCCAGCAAAAGGUUGAGGUCGAAUUGCCCAAAUUUAGUGUGACCUUUGGUGUCAGUCUUGAGCAACCUUUUAAGAAGUUGGGUGUGACCACAAUGUUCUCCAGAAAUGGUGACUUUGGCAACAUGUACCGCAUGUUUGUCAGUCAUUUCAUCAAUGCAUUCGAGCACAAGGCCCAUGUGGAGGUCUCUGAGGCUGGUGUGGAGCCGUCUCUUGAACAGGGCGUUCUCAAGGGUCUCUUCUCACGUUCGAAGAAAUUCGAGGCUGACCAUCCAUUUGCAUUCGCUGUCAAAUUUCGAGAUUCGAUUGUUUUUGUGGGUCAUGUUGCCAACUAUGCCUAUGUCUAGAGCACUCGACAAUCAGGUUUAAAAUAAUUUGUGAGGUGCAAAUUAAAUAAAUAUUUCGUGUAUGCCAUUAAUGAAUGCAAAAUGAAUACAAUAUUAAUGUUAAUUUAUUGCUUCAGCCAAAUGAUAAAUAAAUUUAUGAAUGGUUAAACUGA
Drosophila willistoni is the source of this 1565-nucleotide messenger RNA. Its product is annotated as serine protease inhibitor 42Dd. Lineage: Eukaryota; Metazoa; Arthropoda; Insecta; Diptera; Drosophilidae. The coding region runs from base 220 to 1413 and encodes 397 amino acids. The transcript has 4 exons. Gene Ontology annotation, molecular function: serine-type endopeptidase inhibitor activity. The record is from RefSeq and is a predicted model, not a curated record.